This is a messenger RNA of Paramuricea clavata, 981 nucleotides long. The record is from the annotation of a GenBank genome assembly. NCBI's taxonomy places the organism in Eukaryota, Metazoa, Cnidaria, Anthozoa, Malacalcyonacea, Plexauridae.
AUGGAAUCGAGCAACAGUUCAACGGAAUACACAACAUUCGAGCGAGUUCUUUCGCUAACAGUGGGCAUUCUUCUACUGCUAGUAUCUCUUGGGUCAGUUAUUGCCAACACCUUGCUCUUAUCUGCCAUUUACUUCGACCCUUUGAAAUGCUUUCGUAAAGUACCGAUUGUAUUUAUCACAAAUUUAGCCCUGGCAGAUUUACUGACGGGACUCCUUGUCGACCCAUUGUACGCUGUUUACGAUUUUGGGAUAUUUCAAAAGAAACACUACGACACAACGCUUACAGUCGGCGACUAUAACUCCUAUAUUACAGUAAACAACGCUAUUGUCACAAUAAUUAUACUCACUAUCGACCGAAGUGUUGCUAUCAAAAAACCGUUUCUUUAUCGACGAGUAAUGACGCUAAAAACAGCAGCAAUAAUUGUGGCCAUUUCGUGGAUGUAUUCGGGAUUUUUUAGCACAUUUCGCCUGAUGGGAAUGUCUGACGAAGCUUAUAUCUUACUGGACACUCAUUUGCACGUCACAUUCGCGUUUCUUUCACUAACAUGCUUAUUUGGAUUCAUUUAUUCAAAUUUAAAAGCAGAGAAAGGACGGCAACUUAGAGAAGUCACUUCAAUGAACAAUAUCGAUAAGGCGACCAAGAAAAAACUACAAGAAAUUAAAACAGACAAACGUCUUUUAGUGACAAUCUUUCUGAUUCUAUUCAUAUUUUUCCUAACUUAUUCGCCCUACGCUAUUUUCAUUCAUUUGGAAUUUUACUGCGUCACCUGUCGCGAUAGCAAAGUUUACUACAUCUUGAGUAAGACGUCUGAGCCCGUAGUGUAUCUGAACAGCGUUCUCAACCCAUUUAUCUAUGCGUGGCGACACAAGAACUUUCGUAAGGCAUUACUGUGGGUCGUUAAGUGCCGUGGAAGGAGAAAGCAGCAGGCAAAAAGACGAGAGAAUGGAACAAAUCCUGACAACAAUACGACUGAAGAAUGA